Messenger RNA from Apaloderma vittatum (bar-tailed trogon), 962 nucleotides. It is a transcript of the gene GPR139, whose product is annotated as G protein-coupled receptor 139. The annotation marks the transcript as partial. Gene Ontology annotation, biological process: G protein-coupled receptor signaling pathway. Lineage: Eukaryota; Metazoa; Chordata; Aves; Trogoniformes; Trogonidae. Gene Ontology annotation, molecular function: neuropeptide receptor activity. The record is from RefSeq and is a predicted model, not a curated record. The transcript has a single exon. Gene Ontology annotation, cellular component: membrane.
CCUUACUCUGUGUUUCUGUCUCCACAGCAAACAUCUUGACAGUCAUCAUCCUUUCCCAGCUGGUGGCUCGCAGGCAAAAGUCCUCCUAUAACUAUCUUCUAGCUCUAGCUGCUGCUGACAUCCUGGUUCUCUUCUUCAUCGUCUUUGUUGACUUUCUCAUGGAAGACUUCAUCUUAAACAAACAGAUGCCUCAGAUGCUGGACAAAAUAAUUGAGGUUUUGGAAUUUUCUUCCAUCCACACCUCCAUUUGGAUUACGGUUCCACUAACUAUUGAUAGGUAUAUAGCUGUGUGCCAUCCGCUGAAGUAUCACACAGUCUCCUACCCUGCUCGUACUCGAAAAGUCAUUGUCUGUGUCUAUAUCACCUGCUUUUUAACCAGCAUCCCCUACUACUGGUGGCCCAACAUUUGGAUUGAAGACUACAUAAGCACAUCAAUGCAUCACGUCCUCAUCUGGAUCCACUGCUUCACUGUUUACUUGGUGCCCUGCUCCAUCUUCUUCAUCCUGAAUUCCAUCAUUGUGUACAAGCUGCGGCGAAAGAGCAAUUUCCGACUGCGAGGGUACUCCACAGGGAAAACAACAGCCAUUUUGUUUACCAUAACUUCUAUUUUUGCCAUACUUUGGGCACCAAGAAUAAUCAUGAUAUUGUACCACCUCUACGUAUCACCUAUAAACAACAGCUGGGUGGUACAUAUUGUGUCAGACAUUGCCAAUAUGCUAGCACUGCUGAACACUGCAAUUAAUUUCUUCCUCUACUGUUUUAUUAGCAAAAGAUUUCGCACAAUGGCAGCUGCCACGCUGAAAGCCUUCUUUAAGUGUCAGAAGCAACCUGUGCAAUUCUAUACAAACCAUAACUUUUCCAUAACAAGCAGCCCUUGGAUUUCCCCAGCCAACUCCCACUGCAUCAAAAUGCUUGUUUACCAGUAUGAUAAGAACGGAAAGCCUAUAAAAAUAUCACCAUGA